Durusdinium trenchii is the source of this 907-nucleotide messenger RNA. The record is from the annotation of a GenBank genome assembly. NCBI's taxonomy places the organism in Eukaryota, Dinophyceae, Suessiales, Symbiodiniaceae.
GCGACAUAUUAUUGAGAGUUUUAUGUUGAGGAUAAAGCAAAACAUUGCAAAGCAGCCAAGCCAGAGUUGCCAUGGCCAAACUCUGAUAACACAAUGCUGGUUGAGCUUGCAGGAAUCACUGGAGCCAUCCUGUUGAAGCACGCUGUAUUGCGGCGAUUGCUUUGCUGCUGUUCCUCCCAAGCUCGGCUCAGAUACAGAUACAGAUACAAACGGUUUUCUAAGAGUUACUGCACGAAGGUCCGAGACCUUAACGAGAAGGAACAGCAGGAGGUGGUGAAUCGUUUGAUGCUCUUUGUGGCACCAUCCACAAUGGUUGUCCUCAGUGUUGCGUCCCUGUACAGCAGUGACGCUUUCCAGGACCCACAGAGCCGCUGGGCAAGCUCAGAUGGGCCAACCACAGCAGGUGAGUGGGCUGGGCUUAUCCUGGCGAGUUUCAUGAUUUACGAGCUUGUGCUCUAUGCUGCAUACGGAAAGGGACUCGCCUUUUGGGUGCAUCACGUAGUAGCCUUAACGAUCUCUUUGAAUUGGCUAGUGCUGAGAAUAGGGACCUUCUGGGGUUGUGUUGUGCUCCUGACUGAAGCUACAACUCCUUGCCUCGUGGGGACACGAAUGAUGAAGGAUUCUGGCUGGACGAAAGAGCCGGUCUACAAGUUGUGCGUUGCAUGCUUUUGGCUUUGCUGGCUUGCUGUUCGGAUCGCUUGGCUGCUGGCUAUGCUCUCACUCUUCUGUCGAGAUCUUUUAUUUGGACUGCCAGAACACGUGCCUCUAUAUUUCGUUGCAGUGAACGGGCUGUCAGUACUAGGGCUGUUGGUCCUGAGUUGCGUUUGGUUCGUGCCCAUAACUCGUAUAUUCUACCAAGUAAUGACCGGGAAAUCCCGACAACGAUGAACUUGGGAGAAAAAGCCGC